CUCACAGGAGUGCAGAGAAAUAACUUUGGUAAAAGUGUCUCAUAGGAGUGACAGAAAGUUGCACAGUCACUCAGUAAACAGCAAUUCCUCCAAACUAUCAGGGACACAGAGAGAAAAACCAGCGAGGAGUCCGUCUGCGAGCUGCGAGGAGAAUCUGCUGGAGAAAAAGAUGGAGGUCUACUCUAUCACAGUCGCCACAGGGACAUCAGAGUAUUCAGGCACCAACAACUACAUCUACGUCACCCUGGUAGGGGAGAGAGGGGAGAGUGAGCGCACCCUGCUGGACAACCCUGGACUGGAUUUCUGUCGAGGAGCAGUGGAUCAGUACAGGGUGACCAGCAAAGCACCAUUAGGGCGUCUCUUACUGGUCCGGCUGGAGAAAGAGAAGUACUUUGUGGAGGACAACUGGUUCUGCCGGUAUGUGACGGUGGAGCCUCCAGGGGGAAACAAACUUCUGACGUUCCCGUGUUACCGCUGGCUGAUCGGAAACGCCAAGGUGGAAAUAAGAGAAGGAGCAGCAAAGACUCUGGUGGAGGACUCCUCAGCACGGCUGCUGCAACACAGGAGGAACGAGCUGCAGGAGAGACAAAACACAUUCAGAUGGGUGACGUGGGCUCCUGGGAUCCCCAGAUGUGUUGAUGCCAAAACAGAAGCAGAUUUACCCCAAGAUGUUCGCUUUGACAACGAGAAGAGGAGCGACUUUGAACAUUCAUUGCAUUAUGCCCUGCUGGAGCUGUCUCUGAAGAAGCUGGCCAUCACAUUCGGGAAAUCCUGGAAUGACCUGGAGGACUUCAAACGGAUAUUUUGGAAACUCCGGAGCCCCAUAGCUGAGUACUGCAUGGAUCACUGGAAGGAAGACUGGUUCUUUGGCUACCAGUGUUUAAACGGCUCCAACCCGAGGAUGAUCAAGAGGUGUACGAAGCUGCCUGAAAACUUCCCCGUCACAUCGGAUAUGGUUCAGAGCUCCAUGCCGGCUAAAACUAGCCUGGAAAAAGAACUCAGGGCGGGGAAUAUCUACCUCUUAGAUUAUGCCAUCAUGGAAGGGAUACCUGCAAACACAAUCAAGGGUAAACCGCAGUUCAUAGCUGCUCCGCUCUGCCUGCUCUACCAGCAUCCAGAUGAAGGACUCAUUCCUAUUGCAAUUCAGCUUGAGCAGACUCCAAGCUUGGAUACGCCGAUAUUUUUGCCCAGAGAUCCUCCAUUGGCAUGGCUGCUUGCCAAGAUGUGGGUGCGUCACGCAGAAUUCCAGGUUUUCCAGGUCCUGUCUCACCUUCUAAGGACCCACCUGGUGAUAGAGGUGUUCUGUGUUGCGACUCUAAGACAGCUGCCGGCAGUGCACCCUAUAUAUAAGCUCCUGGCUCCACAUCUGCGCUACACACUGGAGAUCAACUGCAGGGGGCGAACUCAGCUCAUCUCUCCCAAUGGCAUUUUCAAAAGAGUGGUGUCUACAGGAGGUGAUGGUCUCCUGAUUCUGGCCCAGAGGGAAUACAAGGUGUUAACCUAUCGCUCCCUUCAGCCACAGUUCGACUUCAGCGACAGAGGAGUUUUCCAGCUUCCCAACUAUUUCUACAGAGAAAACGCUCUGAUGCUGUGGGAAGCCAUUCACAGUUUCGUCUCAGACAUGGUGAACCUGUACUACCGCUCCGACCAGGACGUUCAGAAGGACCCGGAGCUACAAGCGUGGAUCAGAGACAUAACAGAGGAAGGUUUCACUGAGCUUCCCAAGUUUGGUCUGUCGAAUACUCUCAGCAGCAAAGAGGAACUUUCCACCCUACUGGCCGUGGCCAUUUUCACCAGCACUGCUCAGCACGCUGCAACCAACAACGGACAGUUCGACUGGUGCGCCUGGGUUCCCAACACCCCCUGCACCAUGAGGCUCCCCCCACCAUCAGACAAAGACGCCAUCACCAUGGAGAUGAUCAUGGCCACCCUGCCGGAUGUGGGCCAGUCCUGUGUGCAGAUGGCCAUCACAUGGCAUCUGGGACGAGCCCAACCGGAUGCAAUUCCUCUGGGCCAGUAUGCAGAGGAGCAUUUCACCGAGCCGACCGCCAUGGAGCUGAUUGAAAAGUUCAGAAUGAAGCUGAAGGAGAUUGAGGAGCAGAUCCUGGAUCAGAACGCAGGACUGGACCUUCAGUACCUUUUCCUCCUGCCGAGCCGCGUAGAGAACAGCAUCACCAUAUAGGACCGGCUUCACUCCGACUGGUUCUGUUCAUCCUUUCUGGGUCAAGUUAGAGGAUUGUAAGAAACAUGGAACCCAGCAGAGGAGAGAACAGAGCAGACGGCCAUGCAGGAAGCAACUCACAAAGCUUUUUAAAUAACUAGGUCAAAGGCAGUAAUCUAGCUGUAAUAUAUAGCCUAAUAAAUAUAGUCUAUUAACCUAAAGCAAUAUGCAUGAUAU
This is a messenger RNA of Cyprinodon variegatus (sheepshead minnow), 2398 nucleotides long. RefSeq names its product arachidonate 5-lipoxygenase-like (gene alox12). Gene Ontology annotation, biological process: lipid oxidation; linoleic acid metabolic process. Lineage: Eukaryota; Metazoa; Chordata; Actinopteri; Cyprinodontiformes; Cyprinodontidae. The transcript is spliced from 15 exons. The record is from RefSeq and is a predicted model, not a curated record. Gene Ontology annotation, molecular function: protein binding; arachidonate 15-lipoxygenase activity; arachidonate 12(S)-lipoxygenase activity. Bases 170 to 2182 code for a protein of 670 amino acids.